AUGUCUUUCGCAGACCACAGUGCACAAGCAUACAGCUUGCAGCAGAUUCAGAUUGUUGCAUAUGUCGACGUGUGCUCCAUUGCACUCGUUUUCUACGACUACUUCUCGACCUUUCCAGGCGAAAUUCGAUUUGUUUGGUCGUCCGGAUGGAGUAUCGUGAAUGUGUUCUUUGUCAUAUCUCGUUAUGGUGCGCUUUGCGAAGGUGUGCUCAUUUUGAUCAUGUAUGGGUACGCCCAUCCGUCUGAUUCCACGUGUGUUGCUCUGAGCCGCGCCAUCGACGGAGGUCAAUUCGUAUGUGUCACGGCGGCAGAAUUCAUCCUUGUGUUCAGAACGUGGGCCUUAUGGGAAAGGAACAAGAGAAUCGCAAUGGGCCUCGCCGCCUUGGUGACCGUACUGUUGGCCGUUGUCGCCACGUAUGCGACUAAAUUUGAGGCAUCAGUACAAGUUACUCUACCGAAUCCCGAUAAUCCCGCUGCAUUUUCUCGUUGCAUUCAGUCUGGCGGCGGGGGUACCAUAUCUAUUACUUAUGCCUGUGUGGCCAUCUUGGAGACAGUUGUUCUUGUUCUUACGCUUAUCAAGGCACCAUGGAGAUUCGUACUCUUGAAGAGCCACCUGAUUCGAGUCUUAUACCGGGAUGGGAUUUUAUACUAUAUAUACUCGAUAUUUAAUGUUGUGACUGUAUUGAGUGCACCCCCUGGAAUAUCGCAUGUCCUCCUCGUGUCCGUCGUAUUCGCUGCCUUGCUCUUCUCUCGUUCACAAACGCUCAUGAUCUGA
This is a messenger RNA of Stereum hirsutum FP-91666 SS1, 774 nucleotides long. RefSeq lists its product as uncharacterized. NCBI's taxonomy places the organism in Eukaryota, Fungi, Basidiomycota, Agaricomycetes, Russulales, Stereaceae. The transcript is spliced from 13 exons. The record is from RefSeq and is a predicted model, not a curated record. Bases 1 to 774 code for a protein of 257 amino acids.